AUGAAAUCUAUUGAUAUAGAUGAUAUGAUACAAAGACUUUUAAUGGUUGGAUAUUCAAAUAAAGUUUCCAAGUCUGUAUGCUUAAAAAAUGCAGAAAUACAAUCUAUUUGUCAAGCAGCACGUGAAGUAUUUUUAUCACAACCAACAUUGAUAGAACUUACUCCACCGGUAAAAAUAGUAGGUGAUGUUCAUGGUCAAUACUCUGAUCUUAUAAGAUUAUUUGACAUGUGUGGGUUUCCACCCAAUGCCAAUUAUUUGUUCUUGGGCGAUUAUGUUGAUCGUGGUAAACAAAGUUUGGAGACAAUCCUACUUCUGCUUUGUUAUAAAAUUAAAUAUCCUGAAAAUUUUUUUUUAUUAAGAGGAAAUCAUGAAUGUGCAAAUGUUACCAGAGUAUAUGGAUUUUACGAUGAAUGUAAACGACGAUCAAACAUUAAAACAUGGAAGACGUUUGUAGAUGUAUUUAAUUGCCUUCCGAUUGCAGCCGUUGUAGCAAACAAAAUAUUUUGCGUGCAUGGAGGACUAUCGCCUGACCUAUCGUCGAUGGAUGAAAUACGAGGUAUUAGACGGCCAACAGAAAUACCGGAUUACGGUUUAUUGAAUGACCUACUUUGGUCAGAUCCUUCAGAAACAGCAAUUGAUUGGGAGGAUAAUGAACGUGGUGUCAGUUAUUGCUUCGGAAAAGCAAUAAUCCACGAUUUUCUAAAUCGACAUGACUUUGAUUUGGUAUGUCGUGCUCACAUGGUUGUAGAAGAUGGUUAUGAAUUUUUUAACGAACGGACAUUGGUCACUGUAUUUUCAGCUCCUAAUUAUUGUGGAGAAUUUGAUAAUUUCGGGGCUGUGAUGAGCGUCAAUGAGGAAUUAUUGUGUAGUUUUGAAUUGCUCAAGCCACUUGAUGCCUCAAUGAUUAAACAGCAGCAAUCCAAAUCAAAACGAAGGCUAAGUACCAAUCUUGGACCUCAUAGUCCACCAGUUACUGGAGUUCCUCAAUCAGUAUGA
This is a messenger RNA of Entrophospora sp. SA101, 996 nucleotides long. NCBI's taxonomy places the organism in Eukaryota, Fungi, Glomeromycota, Glomeromycetes, Entrophosporales, Entrophosporaceae. The record is from the annotation of a GenBank genome assembly.